Messenger RNA from Aspergillus brunneoviolaceus CBS 621.78, 737 nucleotides. RefSeq lists its product as uncharacterized. The record is from RefSeq and is a predicted model, not a curated record. Lineage: Eukaryota; Fungi; Ascomycota; Eurotiomycetes; Eurotiales; Aspergillaceae. The transcript is spliced from 3 exons. The coding region runs from base 182 to 604 and encodes 140 amino acids.
GACGAAAGCAAGAGAGAAAAAAGAGUAGACGCUUUUUGGAAUGAGAGAAGAGCCUGAGCCUGUAGGCCAGAAGUGAGCGAGUGAAUGAGUCCCGUGCCUUCCUGAUCGGGUGAUAUGCUCUUUGUCUGAAGACUCUGGGUCCUACAGGUACAGUACGGUGGCUGUCGUACUUGUACCUUACAUGGUAUGUGGUAGGCACCUAUUCAAAUGUCUGGCUGGCCAUGAAACUAUCUUCUUUAUCACCAGCGCUGAUCACUUGAGGCUCUGUUCAUGUCGAUGGACUAUAAGAAACAUUGAAUUUGAAUAUGUAUUGGCUGCAUAUGCUGAACACUUAAUUAUUCUGGAAUACAUCCCGAGGGCACAAUCAACCACUUAUGUACUGUACCGCUAUCCAGCCCUUGCAAGCCAAUUACGCAUCAACCUCAUUGUGACACCAGCGUAUCACAACCACGUGGGCCGUCUUAGAGUUCGAUGCAGCAACUGCUGCUCUACCAUCUUCAUUCACGAACAAGCUUUUAAUCAGGCAACCCCCCCCCCCCCCCAGUUGCCCCAAACAUUCCACAAAUAUAAUGCAGGGACGCCUCUCAGCCAUCCAUCCCCAUAAAUGCAAUGCAGCCCCCAUACCUUCGCCACCCAUCCUUGCCAGACCUGACGAAGCCAUCAUCUCUUCCCAGUGGGCCCCAUCCAGUCCAUCAGAAGUCGAAUGCAACCAUAAGAACUCAUCCACUUCGUACCAU